AUGACUAUAAUUUUAGAUAAUCAUUUCACUAAUGUUAAUGUCACAACUGCCAAUAUGAAAAAAUUGAAACCAUGGAUUGAAAAGACAGAUGAUCAAAUAGAUAAAUUUAAUGAAUUAAGAUAUCAAAUGCUUGAGAACUUCUGGAAGAUUUCAUUAGCUGAUUGGGAUUGUAAACAUCUACUUUAUCAAGAAUUUUUUCAUAGACAAGUAUAUGCUGUGAUAAAUGCCAAUCGUUUCUACAUUCAAGCCAUGUAUUUCCCAUCCGAGUCUAUCGAUGAAAAGGAUUUUAAUAUCAUUAAGACAAUUAAAGGAGGAUCUAAAAGCGAACGAGGAAAUUAUCAUUUCCAAGUAUACCUUGUUAAAUAUAUAGGUUCGGGUCCCAAUAAAAAUACUGAAAUGGUUCUUAAAAUAUAUAAUCCAUUAUUAAAACGUCGUCCUAAUAAAGAUUCGGUUGAAGAAGAUUUUAAAACAUUCAGAAUGAUGUUUCUAUUUAUGUUUCUUGAUUAUUGUCACGAAAUUAAUGCUUACAUUGCUUUAAGAAUACAAGACAAAAAGGGAUUACAGGCAAAGGUACCAGAUAUUGAUCUUGUUAAUGGGACCGAAAGAUGCAAAGCCCAUGUACCUUACUUAUACCAACAUGGAUUUUUAAGUUGGAAAAGUCCACAAAUAUACGAAGUGUAG
Messenger RNA from Scheffersomyces coipomensis, 681 nucleotides. RefSeq lists its product as uncharacterized. The record is from RefSeq and is a predicted model, not a curated record. The transcript has a single exon. The coding region runs from base 1 to 681 and encodes 226 amino acids. Lineage: Eukaryota; Fungi; Ascomycota; Pichiomycetes; Serinales; Debaryomycetaceae.